CCCGCAAUAAAUAACUCGCUCGCCUCUUCUCUCUCUCCUCCGUUCUCACCUCCCUCCUCAUCCAGGGACCCGCCCCCGCCUUGACUUUUCACGUUGCGUUUGAGCGCGGCGGCUGAUCUGCGAUUCCUCUCCACUCCACACCCGACCACCCCGGGAGGGAAUCCCUCUCCCCUUCCGCCUGCACGGGGCGGCGGCAGCGGAGGCCGGCGUCGUUGGUCUCCGCGCGGGUGUCUCUGUUCGGCGCUUACUUGCCGGGCGAGUGCGGCAUUGGAGGAGGAGGAGGAGAUCGGGAGGCGUGAUCGAUGGGGAACUGCGUGGCGAGCGGUGGCAGGACGACGGUGACGGCGGCGGGCGCUGGAGGGGAGGACGGGAGGCGGUGCGGGAGGAGGUGGAAGGCGCCGCGGGAGGAGCAGCUCGGCUCGGUCCCCGGCCGGAUCUUCUCCAACGACGGCCGCAGCCGCACCGCCGCCGUGUUCACGCAGCAGGGGCGCAAGGGGAUCAACCAGGACGCCAUGCUCGUCUGGGAUGGGUUCGGCGGGGAGGAGGACAUCGUGCUGUGCGGGGUGUUCGACGGCCACGGCCCGCACGGCCACCUGGUGGCGCGCAGGGUCCGCGACGCGCUGCCGCUGAGGCUCAUGUCCGCGGUGCGCGCGUCCAAGGCCGGGCUGGACAUGCCCGCCACCGCGUGGAGGAAGGCCUUCGCGCGCGCCUACAAGGCCAUGGACAAGGACCUCCGCUCCCACGCCACCCUCGACUGCUUCUGCAGCGGCAGCACCGCCGUCACCGUCCUCAAGCUCGGCUCGGAUCUCUACAUGGCCAACAUUGGCGAUUCGCGUGCCGUGUUAGGCUCAAGGGACGGCGCCGCCGGCGGUAUGGUGGCCGUGCAGCUCACCGUGGACCUCAAACCUGAUGUUCCCAGUGAGGCAGAACGGAUCAAGAAGUGCAGGGGCAGAGUGUUCGCGCUGCAGGAUGAACCGGAGGUGCCGCGGGUCUGGUUGCCGUUCGACGACGCGCCAGGCCUGGCAAUGGCCCGCGCGUUUGGGGACUUCUGCCUCAAGGAUUACGGUGUCAUCUCUGUACCAGAGUUCUUCCACUGGUCACUUACGGAGAAGGAUCAAUUCGUCGUCCUUGCAUCAGAUGGGGUGUGGGAUGUCCUUAGCAACCAGCAGGCAGUGGACAUAGUGUCGUCAUCCCCGAGCCGAUCAAAGGCCGCAAAAUCCCUAGUUGAGGCAGCUACCCGUGAAUGGAAAACCAAAUACCCUACAUCCAAGAUCGAUGACUGCGUAGUGGUUUGCCUAUAUUUGGAUGGCAAAAUGGACCACGAGCGAGACUCGACUGCCUCCAUGGACAACAUCAGCGUGGACGAGGGUUCAGUAGCAGACCCGAAUGAAGCUCCGGAGCAGGAGCCAGCUCUAACCCGGAAUUUCACGGUCAGAACUGUUGCUGGGAGCGCCCAUGAGAAGGUGCUGGCUGGGGCAACGGAUGCAGUGGUCGCUGGCGCAGCUCAUGAUCAGAAUUGGUCAGGCCUUGAUGGGGUGACGCGGGUGAACUCGCUCGUCCAGCUCCCCAGGUUCUCCGAGGAGAAGGCGAUCGGCUGAGGAGCUGCGAUUCUUUGUUCUUAAUUAACUUAUUCUCUUCUGUUUGAAUUUAGUUUAGUCGCCAGUUGUUUGAGAGAAAAGGUAGAAAAACGAAACAUGGUCUUGUGAUUUCCUCCGGCACACAGCAAGCGUUCGAGUCCGCUGUGCUAGUGCCCCAGCUGUGUGGCUUUUAGCACAGCAAAAUUGCACAUUUCCAUAGACAAAGGUUGCUCUUGUGCGUUCAUCUGACUUCAGGUGUGCAAGGAUACCUGAAAGGUCAAGGAGCAAGGAAACCUUUGUCCAGAGCGUGCAAUUUUGAUGUGUUGAAACGAGCAGCCGGUGCUCCUAAGCACAGUGGCCGCGAACGCGUGCUAGGCGCCAGUCAUCUGGGAUGUUGACGCUGUGUCGGGUGACCUGUAAAUCCUCCCCUCCCCCCACCGGCACUUGGCUUUGUGGAGAGAUAUGUCUGUCUGUCUGGGCC
This is a messenger RNA of Panicum virgatum (switchgrass), 2058 nucleotides long. RefSeq names its product probable protein phosphatase 2C 64. The coding region runs from base 303 to 1598 and encodes 431 amino acids. Gene Ontology annotation, biological process: protein dephosphorylation. The record is from RefSeq and is a predicted model, not a curated record. The transcript is spliced from 5 exons. Gene Ontology annotation, molecular function: protein serine/threonine phosphatase activity. NCBI's taxonomy places the organism in Eukaryota, Viridiplantae, Streptophyta, Magnoliopsida, Poales, Poaceae.